This is a messenger RNA of Daphnia pulicaria, 2325 nucleotides long. RefSeq lists its product as uncharacterized. NCBI's taxonomy places the organism in Eukaryota, Metazoa, Arthropoda, Branchiopoda, Diplostraca, Daphniidae. The transcript is spliced from 3 exons. The record is from RefSeq and is a predicted model, not a curated record. The coding region runs from base 176 to 2284 and encodes 702 amino acids.
CGGCGUUAGUGAUGCUGACGUGUUGAAUCAGAUCGGCAUCAGGCGAAGUAACUACGUGAAUUUUAUAAAUCCGCCUCGUGAACAAGAUCUAACACCAAUAAGUUGUAUUGGUUUUUAAAAAACGUUGUUGUUUACCAAACAACUAUAAUCCCAGCAACUCCGCAUUCCUCAUAAAAUGAGCUACUUUCAAGUCCAAGUCGAGCGUCUGGAAAGCCUUUUUAAAGACGCAAGAAUCAACGCCAGUGAAAUCAUCCGAAUCUACUUUGACAUGAUCCGCCAUAAAGAUUUCGAGACGUCAAACGUCAUUCCCUUUCUCAAUGAGAAAGCCGUUCUUCUCCUGUCACCUGAAGUGGUCGACGUCUUGAAAAAUAAUCGACUCGACGCCUUCAGCUAUUUGCUGGUGGCCAACAAUCUACUGGAUUUGGAAAACGUCAAAGAGGAUUUACUCAACGGAGAUGUCCUGGAGAAAGCGACUCCCCCAAAUACUUUAAGAAUUCUGAUAGCGCAGCUAAAUCUAGAGGCAGCCGUCCAAGCACUCACAAUUCACGAACGUGUUAUUUCUAAGAACAAAAGCAGCCGGCUAGCACUCAAACUAAAAAAACAAUGUCCGUUAUUGAGAAAAAUAGGCAAACUGCAUUUUUUCAAAUUAAAUUUACAAGCAGUAUCAACUUUUGCUGGUGCUUCUAACAUCAAACGAUUUUGCUUGGGCGACCCAAACUCCCCCAUGACUAGAACGUGCAAAACCAUUUUGCUGAUGGGAGCCACGGGGUCGGGAAAGACGACAUGGAUCAACGCUAUGAUCAAUUACGUGUUGGGGGUUGAAUGGGAGGAUGAUUUCCGGUUCGUGCUGGUCGACGAAGAUGUCAGAGGUAGGACGCAAGCUCACAGCCAAACCCAGGGAGUCACAGCCUACGAGCUCCGCUACCGAGAUGGAUUCCGCAUUCCCUUUUCACUAACAAUUAUCGACUCGCCGGGAUUUGGAGACACGGCAGGAAUCAAACGCGACAAGGAAAUCACACUGGACAUUGAAAAUUUGUUCAGAGAUAAAAAUGGCAUCGAGGAUUUGGAUGCAGUUGGAAUUAUUGCGCAAUCCACAGAACCUCGUCUGACUUGUACCCAAGAAUACAUUUUCAAUUCGGUAUUGAACAUUUUCGGCCGAGACAUUGAAGAGAACAUCCACUUCCUUCUGACUUUUUCCGAUGGAAAUUCACCCCCUGUCUUGGCUGCCUUAAAAAAGGCAAAUCUUCAGUGUCGCAAGGAUUCCGAGGGAUCGCCGUGCUACCAGAAAUUCAACAACGGUGUCAUUUACGAAUCGCAACAAUCGGACGAAUUCUCGCACUUCCAUUGGAAGAAUACCAUGGGUAAUUUCAAGAUGUUCUUCGAGGAACUGUCUGGUAUGCCAACCAAAUCGCUGCAGAUGACUAAGGAAGUGCUGAGGAUCAAGAAAUUUCUCGAAAUGCACCGGGAGUUCAUACAGAACAGCAUCGAAAGACAACUGAUGAAGAUGGAGGAAUUGCACAAGACGGAAGAAUUCAUCGACCGGAACCGAGACAAAGUCAAUAACAACAAAAACUUUCAAAUGAAAGUGCCCGUGAUGAAGAAAGUGAAGGUCAUUGUAGACGGUAAAAAAGCGCUCAACUGCACGGUGUGCCAAUUCACAUGCCACUAUCCUUGCAAUCCAAACAUUUGGGAGGAAUCUUGCCCAGCGUUUUCAAUGCACAUCUUCCGCGAUAUAAUGGUGAAAAUUAAAAACAUAUUCGAAAAAAUACCGAGCGCCCAAUUUGAACGUCUAGUAGGAGAUUGGGCGGCAGCGAUAGCGACGUUGCCGCAGUUGAUAGAGGGAGCGCUUCCUUUUAUUAAUGCAGCUUCCAACUGCUUGCCGGGAAAUGCACCAUGCAACGUUUGCCCAGGAAAAUGCCCGAAAGAUAAACACCAACACGAAGACUACAAAUGGGACUCGAUCCAGGAAGUGGAGACGCAGACCCUGUACGAAGUGCGUGAAAAGUACAAAGCCGCCAAGAAACAGCAGUCGAACGCCGAAGAGAUCCUGCAGGGACUGAAAGAAGAAAUCGAACGGUUGAAAUCAGACAUUUUCAAGACGAUGGAAGACAUCACAGACUGUUCGAAUGUGUUGAAGAAAAUAGCACUGCGGGGUAAUCCGCUUACCGUUAUGGAUCACGUCCAGAUUAUUAUUGAAAACGAGAAGAGAGACGAGAAACCCGGGUACGAAGAGAGGAUUAAGAGUUUGCAAGAGUUGAAGACUUCAUUUACCGAUAAGAAAUAAAGCACAGUCCUAAGCACUUUAUAAAUAAUAGUUAUUUCUAC